GUUCUGAUUAGCACCACCACUGCUCAGGCACAUGAGCGCCCGUUGCUGAUGGCAGUGUUGCAGUUGAAAGCAGAGCUUGACGUCAGUGUAAGGAGUUGAGAGGAGCCCCACCACUGGCUGGCCAGGACAAUCAGAACUAUCUCUGCAGCUUGUGCUCCUGAGCUCCAAGGCAUAAUCUUGCAGAACAGCGCGUGCAUUUUAUAUUAGCACGUUGAUGGGCAGGCCAAUCGCGCAGUGACGAUGGGUGGGUGCACUAUGGCCGCAGAGUUGAGGAUGGGCCCAGCUGUUGGUGAGCUUCUCAGCAGCCCAUCCUGUGGCUUGAACAAUCACAGCCCAACUUUGUACAGACCCCUCUGCAGGCAUCUAUUCGCAUCCCCCACACAUAACCCCUUGCAUGCUAACAGCACGCAAAAGGCUAACGGCAUUCGGAGGCAUCUCAACAGAAGAAUCCUUCCCCCCAGACCACUCGUGAUUGCAAGCAGCCAGCGAGACUGCCCACAAAACGAUGCGGCUCCUAUUGCCCCUCCCUUGCCACCAAGCUCCGCUGAGUCCUCCAAUGCUGCACCGCCAGCUGGCGCCUCCGCUGCCCAGCUGUCCCGCCGGCAGGCCCUCAUUGCGGCGGGCGCCGCUGCAGGGACGGGCCUGGCGCCCGCAGCCUUGCGGCACCGGCCGGGGCUAACGGCGGCAGAGAGUGUUUCUGACGGAGAGCCGGCAGCCAUAGCGGCACUGCGCGAACGCGUGUCAGCAUUCACUUUGAGCAACGGCAUGCGCUGGCUGGUGCUGGAGCGCCACAACGCGCCCGUCAUUGCGUGCCACACGUAUGCGGACGUGGGCGCCUCGGUGGAGGUGGCGGGGCAAACGGGGAUUGCCCACUUGCUGGAGCACAUGGCUUUCAAGGGGACAGCACGAGUAGGCACCACCGAUCCACGCAGGGAGGCACAGCUGCUCGACUCCAUCGACGAAGUGUUCUACAGCAUGCGCGACGCUGAAGCCAGCGGCAACUCUGCCCGCGUGUCCAAGCUCCGAGACGAGUUUGCCCGGCUGUUGGCGGCGGCCGAGCAGCUGGCGGUGCCCAACGAGUAUGGGUCCAUCCUGGCGCGCCAGGGGGGGGUAGGCCUCAAUGCGGCCACCAGCCAGGACAACACAGAGUAUUACGUGUCGUUGCCUGCCAACAAGCUGGAGCUGUGGAUGGCCCUUGAGAGUGGCCGCUUCAUUGCACCCGUCUUCCGGCAGCUCUACAAUGAAAAGGAGGUGGUGAAAGAGGAGCGCCGAUUACGCGUGGACAACUCCCCUUACGGCCGCUUCAGCGAGGAGUUUGCGCGUGUCGCGUUUGCCGGUGCGCCGUACGGGCGGCCCGUGAUAGGCUACCCCGGCGACCUGGAGGCGCUCGGCCGCCGCGAGGUGGACGCCUUUUUCGCGCGGCACUACCGCCCCGACACGCUCACCUGCGCGGUCGCGGGGGACGUCGACCCCACCACCGUGCAGCGCCUCGCGGAAAAAUACUUCGGUCCUUGGCGGCCUUUCUCGCCGGACCCACGCGCGGCAGCGGAGCUGCGGGCGGCGGCCGCGAUUGCGGGCGAGUGGCCACAGGCGCAGGGGCCCAAAGAAGUGCGCGCCUCGUUGCCGGCCAACCCGUUCUACAUGGAGGGCUACUUGCGCCCCCCCUCUAGUUCCCCGCUGGACCCGUCCCUGUCCGUUCUGUGCGACGUGCUCAGCUCCGGCCGCACGUCGCGCCUCUUCCGCCGCCUCGUCGUCCCGGGCAAGCUGCUCUCCGUGGACGCCGCCGAGAGCUUCCCCGGGGACCAAAUGGCCACGCUGCUCCUGCUCUACGGAAUCCCCAAGCCCGGCAGCAGCACGGAGGACGUCGCGUCUCUCCUGCACAGCGAGCUGGACAGCCUGCUGUCGCAACCACUGACGGAAGACGAGUUGCUGCCCGCCAAGAAGUCGGCCAAGGCGGGCCUGCUCGAAGCGUUCGGCAGCAACCGCGCCAUGGCGCGCCUGCUCUGCGAGUACGAGGCGACAACGGGCAGCUGGGCCAACCUGCUCCAAGAGCCGGACAAGAUCCAGGCGGUCGCCCCCAACGACAUCCAGGCCGUCGCGCGGCGGCUGUUCCGGCCGGAUAAUCGUGUUGCGGGCCACGUGAGCAUGGGGCCGUUCGAUGGGUUCUCUGUGUCGGCUCCCUCCAUGUAAGAUGGCUGGGGUUUGAAAAUGAUUCAGUAGAAGGACAAAGAUGUGUGUUGCGUAGAAUUUCAACAUAGAAGAACGUCGCCUGGUGUUGCCGCUGCUAGCUCUGCAUGAGCCGCGAAGGUGUGAUAACAGCUAAAGUACUACAAGUACCUAGCUCGACAGUGGAUAAAGUCAAGGGGCGUAUUUUGAGAGUUACGUACGGUAGUUGCAAUUCAUGUACGACUUGCCGGUUGCACGUAGAAUCAAAUGGCACAUUAUUAAACGCCCAUCAGUGCCAACUUACCUAGGCC
This is a messenger RNA of Klebsormidium nitens, 2477 nucleotides long. The record is from the annotation of a GenBank genome assembly. NCBI's taxonomy places the organism in Eukaryota, Viridiplantae, Streptophyta, Klebsormidiophyceae, Klebsormidiales, Klebsormidiaceae.